This is a messenger RNA of Caenorhabditis elegans, 271 nucleotides long. Lineage: Eukaryota; Metazoa; Nematoda; Chromadorea; Rhabditida; Rhabditidae. The record is from the annotation of a RefSeq genome assembly.
AGGAAAAAGGAAACGAAUGGAGGUUUCGCAGUUAGUUUGGCUUCAAGAACUCGAGGUUCUCUCCGCCGUUCAUUUUUAUAGGUUUGAAGGAUUCGGGAGAAGAUGAAGAAACGAUGUCGUCAUGAUUUGAGUAGGCGAUUCGGAAUCUGUGGAUCACCAAGGACAGCAGAAAUUCUUCUACCAACUUGAUGAACCGGAGUACAACAACUUCACAAAACGAUUGGAUCGCUUCGAUGACCGUCGACAGAAGAAAAAUUUAUUUUCUACAUAA